CUAUGAGUUGGACAAUUAGUUAAUUUGAUACAAUACCAAAGCAAGAAUAAUCGAAAAACAACUAUACCACCGCAUACUAAUAAGUAAGACAUAACAGAUAACCAAAUUCUUGAAUCUUAAAACAAAUUUCAACUCGAGCAUUUAGUGAAUAUCAAAUUAACUAAUAUCCCGCCCGUAGGACGGGCCGACCCUAGUAUAUUUAUAAAAUUGAAUAUUUACAGUUAUACUAAGGUUAUGUUCUAUUCUAUUUUGGAAUAUAGAAUAUAAUUAUAAUUAUACAAUCUCAUUCUUUCAUUUCACUGUCCUCUCUUUUCUUUUCUUUUUUUGUCAAAGAAAUUUUCAUUUCAAAAGUGUGAAGUCAACUGACUUGGGAUCCAAACAACUCAAACAAAGGAAAGCAGAACCAAUAGGCUUAAUCAAAACAAAUAACAAAGAACUCCCCCAGAAAGUAAAGAGAAUAGGCUUGACGAUCAGCAGGAUGAGAUGAUCUCAAUUUUGCCAGUCUUUAGUGAUGCUGAGCCAGAGAUAUUAUCUACCAGAUAUUGCUUCCUGAAGGAUACGUUCUUCAAGCCACGCCGGCCUCUCUUUUCUAUCAGUCUUUCUAUAUCCUUCCCUCUCUGCUUGCCUUGUUCCUUCUUUCUCUAUAUCUCUUUUUUUUUUCUUUAUAAUAUGUAAUGUUAAAAUAAUAUAUUAUUGUAUUAUAUUUUAUUUACGAAACAUAGAAUAGAUUUAUAGUUAUUAUAUUUUUUUUUUUUACUCUCUCUCUCUUCUUCCUCCCCCAUUCUCCCUUCCUAUUUCUCCCUCCCUCCCUCUCUCUCUCUCUCUCAUAUAUAGUUUUUCACAUACAUAAUCAUCAAAUAUAAAAUAAUAUUUUUUUUUCUAAUUUGUAUUAUAACAAUCAAAUAUGCUUUUUAUAUGCUAUAACAUACAUUUAAACAUCUAUUUUACAAUAAUUAUGUUCUUUCAUAUUAAACAUUGUGUUUACUUUACUGAAUAUUACAAAUAAAUAAUACCCAAAAACUAAAUGUUUUUUAUAGUUAUAUUUUUCUUUCAAAUGAUCUAUUCUAUAUUGAUAUUAUAAAUAGAAUAGUAUCUAACUGUUAUGUGACAUACAAACGCUCACGCGUUACGGAGAAGUCUAACAUCUAUUUAUGUGAUAAAUAGACACACUUCCCAAGCCAUGUAUAUAUUCUUAAUUCUUUUCUCAAUAUGGUUAUAUCACAAAUUCUUCCUUUAAUUUAUUAUGAGUCCAAACAAUGGAUUCAAUAAGUUUUUGUCAAUAACCACACCCGCUGAAUAGAAACAUAAAACUGAAAGCCCAUACAGAAUGAGCACCUAGGAAAAAAAGACCAUAUGCAGAUAACGAAGAACCAUAAGAUUGAAUUACCUGAAAUGUUUGUGCCCAUAAGAAAUCGCGGAGCCACCCAUUAAUAGUAAUGAAACUCUGUGCAAAGUUUCCUCCGGUAAUAUGAGUUACCACUCCUUGAUCGCUUAUACUCUUUUCUUGAGAAUUGAUUCAAUUAUAUAAUUUUCUUGAACUUGCACAAAAUUGUUACCAUCUCUUAAUUGUUUGGAUAUCCAGUGUUGUUUCAAAUUUUUAUAAGUCCUAUCAAAAUAAUAAUCAAAGAAAUAUUAAAGAUGAUAUAUUUUAAAUAGUUAGUCUUACAUAUUUUUAAAAAUAUAUUAUAGAUAUUACAUUUAGAAUUGUAAUUAAAUUUAAAGUUUUGACCUUUGAUUUGUAAAUCUAUUUAAAAUUUAAGAAUAUUUUUGAAAAAAAUGUUAUUCAACCUCUCCAUCUUUAUUUGAUGUCUUAAUUUCUAACAUUUGUUUUAUCUGGUGUCCUUUCCCAGGAAAAGAAAAAAGAUUUGUCUUAUGGUAAAAAUGUCUUUGGUUUUAAGUAAUUACUUUUUAUUGUUGUUUUGAGUUCUAUGUAUUAUAAUAUAUCUAUGUUUAUCUUUUCUGAUAUAAAGAGAAACUGUAUUUAUAUACCUUCCCUUUUUUGGGCUUUAGUUUCUCUCUCGCUAAGUAUCCUUUUUUAGUGAGUGGAGCACAGCUGUCUUUCUAAAAAGUGACACGUCCACCACAAAACUUAUCUCUUCUGGUAGUUUUGCGGUGUAAUCUUCAAAAAUCUAGGGUUUGUUCAUAACUUUUACCGGCGGAGAAGUUAAAUUUCCAGAAAUUUCUGUAAAAUCAAGAUGUCAUACGCUAUGGAUAAAGCGUUGAUGGCUCUAUCGUUGGAAGAGGAAGAUGAACCGUUCGAUAUGCCUGAUCUUCCUCAGUACAAAUCGUGUGAAAGGAACUCCCGAAGUAUUAUCGGAAGGAUUCUUAAUCCAGACUGCCAGAAGAUGCCGGGUUUGAUUCGCGAGAUGCCAAGAACGUGGCAGAAGCAAGGGAAAGUUAGAGGAAUAGCUUUGUCCAAGGAACGGUUCCAGUUUGUUUUCGAUCAUGAACAUGAUCUGCUGGAGGUUCUAGAAAAAGGUGUUCAUACCUUCAACGACUGGACUUUAGCGAUUGAUCGAUGGGUGGAGAAGCCCCCUGAGGAUUACUUACAGUUCAUCCCUUUAUGGGUUCAAAUCAGAAAUCUCCCUGUCAAUUAUUAUACGAAGGAAGCUAUUACCGCUCUUGGUGAGAAGAUAGGUGCAGUCAAGGUGGUUGCUUUUGAUCCUGACAAGCCACAAGUGCAAGACUAUGUAAGGAUCCAAGUACGUUUCGAUGUCUCCAGACCACUACGGAAAUCAAAAGUUGUUAAUCUUCCGGAGGGAGGCUCUGCAGUGGUUCUCUUUAACUAUGAGAGAAUAAGAAAGCGAUGCUAUGAAUGUCAAAGAUUGAACCACGAAAAAGAUAUUUGUCCACUUCUGAAUAGGAAUCGACGGGAGGCUGCUGCUCUGAGGAGUGAGCGGGUUAUCAUGGACAGUCAUAGAAAUGAAGUCAUCUUGCAUCAAGACGAUCCUCUGUUUGGGGUUCUUUCUGAAGAUCAAGUUGGAAUCUGCAAGAUGACAGGAAGAAGGAAAAUAGCGCCAGAGGUUUUGGAAGAAAUGAGAAGAUAUUUAUUAAUGGCAACAGAAGAAGAUAAGAAGAUUAGAAUUGACCGGGUCAGAUCAUCAGUAGCUGAAGCGGAGAAGGACCCUUUUCUGCAGAAGACAAUGUUGCGCCUAGAAACUGCUCCGACCUUUACCAAUCAAAUUGACAAAGGAAAGGGUGUUGUCUAUGAUUUCGACCUUAAUACUUCCGCUGAGCCAAGAUUGGAAGACAAAGAUUCUGCUGACAAACUGAUGGCUUCUGCAAUCAAAGCUAAUAUCGAAGGUAGCUUGGUUCAUCGCUGGGAAGAUUUGAGGGUAUCAGAUAGAAAGGCGGAUCUUGGGAGUAUUGUUCAUCAGGCCUUCCUUCCUCAUGAACCUUCCUCGUCAAGGGUGUCAGAGAGAGGUCAUGAUUCGACAGCAAGCUUACAUGGGAACUCUACGGAAUAUGGUCCUGGAUACUUUGUGUCCAAGCCAUCCGGGGUUGUCCACAAAAGCUCUAAAUCGAGGAGAAGACCUUACAUCAAAAAAAGACGUGAACAACAAGGUCAGUCAUCAGGAAUUCUUCACCAGCUCUACGGUGAAAACGAAGGAGCAGAGAAGCUCGGUUCUAAAAGAAAGGCGGAAGACGCUAUUUUGAAGGGUGACAAAAUGGCGCGACUCAAAGAAUCAAGGGUGGUCCCAAUGGAGGGACCGCCGAAGCCUCAAUGAGCAUUAUCUCCUGGAAUUGUCAGGGCCUGGGGCGGCCUCAGGGUCUGACAAUUCAAC
Messenger RNA from Brassica rapa (field mustard), 3785 nucleotides. RefSeq lists its product as uncharacterized. Lineage: Eukaryota; Viridiplantae; Streptophyta; Magnoliopsida; Brassicales; Brassicaceae. The record is from RefSeq and is a predicted model, not a curated record.